Messenger RNA from Capra hircus (goat), 827 nucleotides. Its product is annotated as cytosolic carboxypeptidase 6-like. The transcript is spliced from 6 exons. NCBI's taxonomy places the organism in Eukaryota, Metazoa, Chordata, Mammalia, Artiodactyla, Bovidae. The record is from RefSeq and is a predicted model, not a curated record. Bases 1 to 699 code for a protein of 232 amino acids.
AUGGCUCUGGAGUCCACAUUUGCAACCAAAGCCACUUCUCAGGUUCAGACCAGGUGUUCUCUGAUGGGGUUCGACCUGAACCGCCACUGGCUGGAUCCCUCUCCGUGGGCCCACCCCACCCUGCAUGGGGUGAAACAGCUCAUCAUUCAGAUGUACAACGACCCCAAAACAAGCCUGGAGUUUUAUAUUGAUAUCCACGCCCACUCCACCAUGAUGAAUGGUUUCAUGUAUGGCAACAUCUUUGAGGAUGAAGAGCGGUUCCAGAGGCAGGCGGUUUUCCCCAAGCUCCUCUGCCAGAACGCCGAGGACUUCUCCUACUCUAGCACGUCCUUCAACCGGGAUGCCGUGAAGGCAGGAACUGGCCGUCGCUUCCUCGGUGGGCUGCUGGACCACACUUCUUAUUGCUACACCCUCGAGGUUUCCUUCUACAGCUACAUCAUCGGCGGCACCACAGCUGCUGUGCCCUACACGGAAGAAGCCUACAUGAAGCUGGGGCGGAAUGUGGCGAGAACAUUUUUGGAUUAUUAUCGGCUGAACCCCAUGGUCGAGAAAGUGGCGAUCCCCAUGCCAAGGCUGCGGAAAGGAAAACCCCCUUCCUACAAGCACUCACUCCUGCGGGGCCCGGCCAGCAACCACCCCAACGGCAAAGGGGACAAGAAGAGCUCAGUGAACCACAAAGACCCUUCAAACUCUUUUUAAGGAUGUGGAAUCCAGGGAGGUCUUGUGGUGGCAAGAGCAUGCAUUUUCUGCUGGGCCAUGAAAUUAAUCACCCUUUUCUAGUUUCCAAGAUAAUGACUGUGAGAACAUGUAUAAGCUGGUGAAAGGGA